AUGGCGCUUCUCAGCUUCACAUUGAGUGAGGAGGGCGUUGCUGCAUUUCGUGAUGCCCUCAUUUGCUUGAACAAGUUCAGUGACGACGUCUCGCUCGAGGCACGCAAGGAUUCAUUCGUUUUGACCACUCUGAAUACUUCCAAAUCCGCUUAUGCGAGUGUCAAAUUUGCUACGACCAAGUUCUUCUCGCGGUACCACUAUCAGGGGAGUCGUCAAUUCCAUGACCGUUUCCACUGUACUCUCUACAUCCGCGCUUUGGUCUCUUUGUUUCGCAGCCGCACAGCGUCCGAUACACAGAGAGAUGUUGAAAAGCAGACGCUCAUCGACAGAUGCGACGUCGCCAUCGAGGACGGAGAAGGAAUCGAAAGUCGGUUUAUCGCACGUCUCAUUUUCCGUAACGGGUUGACAUCAACACAUCGCCUCCCCUUUGAAGUUGCCGUUCCUGUUCAUGCCAAGUUCAACAAACAGGAUGCUCCUCAUCAUUGGAAAAUCUCUUCACGAACAUUACGGCAGCUGAUGGACCACUUUGGCCCGGGUAUCGAAUUCCUUGACAUCAACACCGAUGGCGACCACGUCAACUUUACGUGUUUCAGCGAAAAGACUGUGAGCGAGGAUGCGGUCCUCAAGAAACCACUACAGACAUCAAUCGCCGUCGAGGCCGAGGAGUUUGACGACAUCGAUGUUGAAGACAAGCUUCACAUUGUAAUCUCUGUCAAGGACUUCCGCGCCAUAAUUCAGCAUGCCGGAAUCACAGGCAACGACGUCUCAGCUCGCUACUCAGUUCCUACGCAGCCCAUCCAACUCUCCUAUACCGGCGAUGCCAUAUCAUGCGAGUUUCUCGUUAUGACUGUUGGUGAGCGUGGAACCAAUCCUGCUCAGAAGACCAAGAAAGGUCGCAAGAACGCACCCCAGAGUACGGGGCCACGCUUGGAAGCUACUACACGGAGGCCUAGCAUGCCGCCGUCUGAACCACAGCAACCUCUGCUACCACCCCCUCCUCCAUCCUUCCCUCCACCUAACUCGACACCACAGAUGAGCGCUGCUAGAGCCAGUGCCUCGCGUGUGGGGAUAUUCGACCUCCGCCCGUCUCAAAAACCGGCACCGCCCGCUACCAACCAAUCUGAGAGCUUGUUCGUGGAAGACGAAGGCUGGGAGCCCAUCAACUACGAUGAUGAGGAGCUCAUGGACGAUAAUGCCAAGCUAGGAUGGGAUCAUAGUAUCAACCCUGAUGCUUCUGCAAUGGAUAUGAGCCGCUUUGCUGAAAACCCUGCACCUGCUGAUUUCGAAGCCGAAGCUGAACAACCGCAUCCACAGCCUACGGAUGCAGAAUCAACAUAUCUCGAGCCGACUCAGAAACUGGCGGAUGUCGAGAACCUCGCUCUUUUCCCAGACUAA
Molecule: messenger RNA, 1395 nt
Organism: Fusarium coffeatum
Lineage: Eukaryota; Fungi; Ascomycota; Sordariomycetes; Hypocreales; Nectriaceae
Exons: 5
Coding region: 1-1395 (464 amino acids)
Biological process (GO): DNA replication checkpoint signaling; mitotic intra-S DNA damage checkpoint signaling; cellular response to ionizing radiation
Cellular component (GO): checkpoint clamp complex
Source: RefSeq, a predicted model, not a curated record